This is a messenger RNA of Mangifera indica (mango), 1778 nucleotides long. Its product is annotated as rho GTPase-activating protein 2-like. The transcript has 4 exons. Gene Ontology annotation, biological process: signal transduction. The coding region runs from base 118 to 1512 and encodes 464 amino acids. NCBI's taxonomy places the organism in Eukaryota, Viridiplantae, Streptophyta, Magnoliopsida, Sapindales, Anacardiaceae. The record is from RefSeq and is a predicted model, not a curated record. Gene Ontology annotation, molecular function: GTPase activator activity.
GUUAGAACUUUGAAGUCCACCCGACAUAAAUGCAACCAUAAAACCAACUCUCUCUAACUCAACCUGAAAUUUAAAUUUUCUCCUCACUUGACCACAAAGAGAGAUUCAUCUUGAAGAAUGACUGGGCUAGUAAUGGUGAGAGCUGGUUGUGGUGGUGGCGGCGCUGGUGGUAAGGGAAACAAAGGAACGAGACGGAGUGAGGAAGAGGAGAAUCAGCUCUCUUUGGUGGAGAUUCUUAUAGCAGCUCUGAAAAAAUCAAUGAUGUCUUGUCAUCUUGAUGGGGAUGAAGAUAUUAUUUAUACGGUUGAUAAUAUGGAGAUCGGGUGGCCUACUAAUGUAGAACACAUAACUCACGUCACCUUUGAUCCCUUCAGUGGCUUCCUUGGUCUUCCUGUUGAGCUCCAAGUUGAGGUCCCAAGCCAAGUUCCAAGUGCUAGUGCCAGUGUGUUUGGCGUUUCAGCUGAAUCAAUGCAAUGUUCUUUUGAUUCGGGAGGGAAUCGUGUCCCCACUAUUCUCUUGCUAAUGCAGGAACGUUUAUACUCACAAGGAGGCCUUAAGGCAGAGGGAAUUUUCCGGAUAAACCCCGAGAAUAGUCAAGAGGAGCAUGUCAGAGACCAGCUGAACAGGGGCAUUGUGCCAGACAAUAUCGAUGUCCAUUGUCUGGCUGGCCUUAUAAAAGCCUGGUUCCGAGAACUUCCAUCUGGUGUGCUGGAUGGACUCUCACCAGAGCAAGUUCUUGAUUGCAAUACAGAAGAAGAAUCUGUUGAGCUUGUGAAGCAGUUGAAACCAACUGAGGCUGCAUUGCUCAAUUGGGCUGUUGAGCUUAUGGUUGAUGUUGUGGAGGAAGAAGAAUCCAACAAAAUGAAUGCAAGAAACAUUGCGAUGGUUUUUGCUCCAAAUAUGACACAGAUGUCUGAUCCAUUGACGGCUUUGAUGCAUGCUGUUCAAGUGAUGAACUUGCUCAAGACCCUAAUUACAAAGACUCUGAGGGAACGUGAAGAUUCACCAACCGGAGGAUAUUCACCAAUGUCAUCACAUUCAUCUGAUCAGCAAACUGAUGAGGAGUUUGAUAGUCAGCAAGAGAUGGACAGCAGCUGUGAAUUGAAGGGGCCAACAUCAGAAUAUGUUGAUAAUGCACAUUACAGUCACAGCAGUGAAGAUGAUGAAAUUGAGUCACUCGGUUUAGUAGAAGAAUGCUUCUUGAGGCAAUUGGAUGAGAACAAAGAUGUCUCAAAUGGUUUCUUAAAGCAGCCAGUGGGUGCUUUGCGGGGAGAGUAUGCAAGCCCCAGAAGUUUUUCUGAGUUAAAUCCUGAGUCUGGUAUUUCUUUUACUGAUAGCAAAAAUGAUAAUUCAAGCUCUUGCUCAAGUGAUGGAGAAGACUCAAGGAAAAGUUCGAUUGCUGUAGAACAAAAGAACAACAAAAAGGGCCCAUCAAAAUGCUGUGAAAACACUGAGGAUGUGGAGAUGGUUGAGAAAGUAGUGGAGUCAGCAUCAAUCAUGCGUAUCCAAUAAAUCUGUCUGUCUAUCAUUCUCACGGUUAGGAAAAAUGCUUCAUUCGCCCGUUUUGGUUUUCUUGCUCUCUCUUCAAUCAGACUGUAGUUUCUGUAAAUUGAUAAUGCUUGAAUUUAGGGGGUGUGUUUGCUUUGUGGUGGAUGAUUGAGAGAGUCAGUCAUGGUUCAGCUUGGGGCUGAACAUGUUCUAAAAUGUAAAACAAAUUUAACCUCGACUUAUUUAGAACGGAAUUCAGUAUUCCGGAAUUCUAUUUGUGGAUGAUUUCA